Messenger RNA from Mya arenaria, 3197 nucleotides. Its product is annotated as WD repeat-containing protein 54-like. NCBI's taxonomy places the organism in Eukaryota, Metazoa, Mollusca, Bivalvia, Myida, Myidae. Gene Ontology annotation, cellular component: ciliary basal body; centriole. Gene Ontology annotation, biological process: cilium assembly. The record is from RefSeq and is a predicted model, not a curated record. The transcript is spliced from 9 exons. The coding region runs from base 58 to 1047 and encodes 329 amino acids. Gene Ontology annotation, molecular function: protein binding.
CGUUCACAGCAACGAUUUUUGACAACAUUUACGUUAACACUAUCUUAAUUUUUCACCAUGUAUCGAAAGGAAAAGCCACUGCCAAUGAAAAGCAGCGCAUCCAUGAUUUGUAAUAACUUAACCAUAUUAAACAAUGCUGAAAAGGGUUUCCUAAAUUAUGCCGUUAUUCACAAAUAUCUCAUCAACAUGAUUUGUACAUCUACUGACGGUUCGCAAGUGACCCACAGACAGGUGCUUUUUAAGGAACCAUCGGCUACUCAACAAGGCACUGCUAUGAUCAUGCAGACGAAAUGGGUGACACUGAGGAAUGGAAGAGCUCUUCUUGUUCUCACUUCUCUUAAAGGAAUUCAGGUAUUCGAGUAUGAUGGAUCUGCUAUGGUGUACUGGCAUGCUCUUGGGGAUUCAAACGCUGAUGUGUCAGACCAGACAAACUUUGGGCGAGGGAUUGCAGCUGUUGGAGAAAACUACCUCUGUAUUGGGACACAGCAAGGGCAGAUUCUAGUGUUUGAUGUCCCUCCUAAGGGUACCAAUGUUUCACUGGUCAACACACUUCAAGGUCAUAACGUUGCGGUAUGUGACUUGGUUGGUGACGGUGAUUCACUGGUCAGUAGUGAUGAAGAUGGCAACAUUGUAAUCUGGAAAUGCCAAGGCUCCUCCCUGUCUCAGUCUGGCAAGAUAGAUGGGAAGGGUGAGAGUUGCUGUAGCCUGGCAAUAUGGAAGGGUAUUCUCGUGGCGGCUUUUGGCAAUGGACAGAUUGGUGUGUACGACCUUGCUACAGGAAGACUUGGAGCUAUGGUGGACGCACACGCCAGAUGGAUCAACGCCAUAGAUAUUGCUAAGGAUUCUGGACUGUGUGUUUCUGCCAGCCAGGACUCUUAUGUGAGAGUUUGGCAGCUCAUCCCCGGAUCUUCACCAUCUAUCGAGUUUAAGUUUGGGGACACAGUACCUGACCAACAACUGGUAGGGGCCAAGUUUAUACACGAAGGAGGCCGAGGAUUUUGUAUAACUGGAUAUGAUUGUUCGGACAUCUCCUUCUUUGUGCAAUAGCCUUAAGGCUUCGUGUAGGAGUUUAGUUUAUUGUAAUCUCAUAAAACAGUUCAGUAAAGUCAUGCCUUAUGUUAACUGGAGUGAUAGAUUUAUGUUUUCCUAAUUAUUGUAUACUGGGUUAUUGAUCAGUAUUGUGGUCUAUGUGUUGUUAGAAUGUAACAUUUCGUUUCUGUUAUUCCUAGGCCACAGAAAACAAUUGUAAAGGUUAUAAAUGAAUAAAAAAGAUCAGUGAGGCAGAUGGCAAGAAUUUUUUUAUACAUUUAUAUUCUGGCAUGACUCUCUCAGAUUUCUUCUGAUUCCCGGUUAUAAGGUUUAAUUAUUAUACAAUUAAAAAAAAUAAUCCUGUUUUCUCUGGCCUUUCUCGCACAAGAUUCUGACCAUUUCAAUUGUCUCAAUUUCAAUUUUCUUACUUUAUUUGUUAUUUAUUUGUUAAUUGAUAUUCUUUGCCAUUUGACUGCGAUUCCAUUUGAUCAUAUUUUGUAUAAUGUUAGUUAUGGCUAUUUAAUGCUUCGUAUUGAGUACUAAGAUAAUUGAAUUGUGGCUUUUAAUUGUAUUUACAUUCCUGUUUGGGGACCUCCAAGUGGUUUAUGUUGUAGGCUGAUUGUGGACUUCUUCUUGUAACUGUAUUUAAGGGUAACUUAAUGAAGUUAUUUAUCUUUGAUAUACUCUAUCUCACCUGAGCACAAAGUGCUCAAGCUGAGCUAUUAUAAUUUUCUGUAGAAACAUGUGAAAAUUUCAUGAAUUGCAUUGGCUAUAUAGAUAUCAAAGAUAAUUGGUCUAAUAUCUAUCCUUUUCUAGUGGUCCUCUUCCUAGCUUGUUCAAAUGGUGACACUUUGAAGAAAUCUGGCCCGACCUAUGGACCACUUGUUGUAUAUGGAUUAAGUAGACUUACAGAGGAAAAGGUUGAACAUCUUCUUCAAGUAAACCUCAAUAACUGGCGCAAAGAUAUUUUGUAUCUAGUUUUGUCUAGUGGUCCUCUACCUGUAACCUUCAAGUCAAAUCAGGUCUAGCCCUUGGCUGGUACAAAUAAUAAUACUUGUUUUAUAAAGACUUUAACAGAAAAAAGUGUGUUCAAGUUGUACCCCUAGGGUCAAAAGUGAUUCUGCUAAUGGGGUCACAUGUUCGACAUAGUGUAAUAUAAUAAAAAAAUAACAUAUUGUUUCUUAGUCACGAAUGAUUUCAUGUAAUGGAAUGGAACUUCGACUAUGUUUGUAGUUUUGUUAACAUGGUUUUAAAAAAAAUCAGUAAUAACCAUGUGCGUCCUUGACAAUGACCUUUUGACCUCCAUUCUUGGUAAUGAGCAUAGGUACUCAGGGGGGUGUUUGUAUUGAAAUUUGUUAAAAAAAAUAUUUUCAAAUGUUUGUAGCUUUGCAAUAAACUCAUUAUUUCUGAUGUUUCUAUUUCCAGAACUUUAAAGGGAUGUAUUGUAGACUUGCUAAUGAAUUCAUAUUGCAAUAGCCUAUUUUCACAGGUUUCCGAUUUGCAGUACUGCCCGGUGUAUACUGGUACAAAUAAUGAUACACUGUAUUUUAAUUGUAUUUUUUGUGUGCUUCAGUGUAAUCAUUUUACAAAGAGUAUUAAUUAUAAAUUACAUGAAAGUCAGAUAGCAAAUGCAUUAUGAGACAAAAUUUAAGAAAACCUGUUUUUCACAUUUACAAUUAAGAUGGUGUAAAAGUUUCAAUGUAUUUACCUUAGCAGAUAUUAAAAUUGUGAAUUUUAUUAAAAGGAGUGAAGAUUAAGAUACAAACUAAAAUGAUCACGGGUCAGUUUAAGCAUAAUGUUUAUUCUAAACGGUGUUAAUGAUUAAUGAUUUUUUAAACCAAAUCACUUUUGCACAGUUCUGUUUAAACGUGAUUCCCUGAUACAUUUUCGAACAUGACAUUGAAACAUUGAAAAAAGUUUUUUGCUCUGUGUGAUACAUAUUUGAACAUGUGUAAUGUUGAAACAGGGUAGUUUUUAUACACAAUGAAAAAUGCUGUUCAAAUGAUAUAUACUUUGAGUAUGUUGAGAUAUAGCGGUUAGAAGCUUUUUGCACAGUGCAUUGUUUGUUUGUUGUGGUAGAAAUGCUUGUUGUUUGGCACCAAACCCCUCCACUGAUAACUCCUGUGUUCGUAUGUGCAAUCUUUGCUACUGAUGGAAAUAAAAUUGAA